Pecten maximus is the source of this 4797-nucleotide messenger RNA. RefSeq names its product cyclic AMP receptor-like protein A. Gene Ontology annotation, molecular function: G protein-coupled receptor activity. Gene Ontology annotation, biological process: adenylate cyclase-activating G protein-coupled receptor signaling pathway; cell surface receptor signaling pathway. The record is from RefSeq and is a predicted model, not a curated record. Gene Ontology annotation, cellular component: plasma membrane. The transcript has 13 exons. NCBI's taxonomy places the organism in Eukaryota, Metazoa, Mollusca, Bivalvia, Pectinida, Pectinidae. The coding region runs from base 194 to 1198 and encodes 334 amino acids.
CCUGUAUGAACCCCCUUAUAGACACAGGUACACGUAUGGAGAAAUACACAAUUACUAACAACAUGGCUUGUCCAUUCACCCACGACCAAAUCGGAUCUAAAAAGUAAAAACAUGGUCUAACCCGGAAGAUCGCUUGGAACUUGUAGCGCCAUUUUGCCUUGGAACUUAGAAGCAGACGACAGAGUAAAUAAAUAUGGCGGGUAAUGAUAGCAUAGACAAUUCCACGGAGUACUGUUUGUUGUUUCCACGGACGCCACAUUAUUGUGACAUACUGAUCUACACUAGAGGUAUUUCUGGAGGUCUGUCCCUCCUGGGAAGUUCCCUUGUUCUCUCUAUAACAUGGCUGUUCCGGAAGUACGCAGCGUUUGUACAGAGGAUGAUCAUUUAUCUGAGCAUUUCUGCUUUCUUCCACGCCAUUUCGUUCAUGAUGGGAGGUGUUUAUCCCUUGGGAUCUGCCUGUGUGUUUAAAGGUUUCUGGGUUACGUAUUUCCACUGGGCGGUAUUAUUAUGGGACGUACACAUCACAUGUAAUCUCUAUAGAAACGUCGUCAAGAUGGAAUCACUGGAGAAGUUUGAAAAAAUAUUCUGUCUAAACUGUUGGGGAAUACCGUUGGUGAUUGCCAUCGUUCCUCUCGCAGCUGGGAGGUACGGACCUGCGGGGGCUUGGUGUUGGAUUGUUGACGAGUGGGAUUUGGUGAGACUUUUCAUGUGGUACAUCCCGCUCUUUCUCGGGAUAUUCUUCAUGAUCACCGUCUACCUGUUUAUAGUCAUCACAUUGAACAGGAAGGCUUCCACGUGGCAUGGAACCUAUGACCCGGAUGUCGAACAGAAGAAGGCACGGAUGCGUAACGAUAUAACCGCCUUACGUUUCUAUCCUUUGGUGUUCUUACUCAUCAAUAUAAUCCCACUGAUAAACAGGAUACAAAAUGUUACACAGGAGGGCAAGCCUGUAUUCGGACUGAUCCUCGGACAGUGUAUUACAGCCCCUCUACAAGGUGCAUUGAAUGCAAUGAUAUUUGGUGCUGACAAAGAUACAAUGAGCCAACUCACAUGGCCCAGUAUAAAGAUUGCCUUCCAAUCAAGAUUUAAGAGGAAAGCACUAAUUCGGGAAUAUGUGAUAGAAGAGGAAAUAACUGUCUCAUCACCAGGUGGCAGCACCAACAACGCCAUAGAGGUCGUCAUGGAUACUCAUAUAUAGCGUCAUGGCCAUGUUAACGGUUUUUGUUUUUGUUUUAAGUACAAAAGUAUUAUAGACAGUAUCGAUUGAUAUUCAAACAAACUACACGUGUAUGUCAUCGGGUAUACGUGUUCUUCUUUCUCUUUGCAGUUCAUAGAAAGAAUCAACUUAGCAGUUUUUAAAACGCAGAACCGCACUCUGGCAUUAUCGAAAAAGUCGUAUUACUUUGCAAUGGACCAUCAGAACACUUUAAAGGUGGUGAUAAACAUAUGGCAUUAUUAGAAUAACCAAACAGCCACCAAUUUACGAGUGUGCCAUAUCGGUAUGUUUUUACAUGAAAAUCACGGGAAGUUUUCCCCUAAUGUUUUUUUUUUUCCAAUUACACUGAUAUAUAAAUGUAUUGUGCUAGGGACACAGAAAUGAAUAGCAUAAUGUGAAUUAAGUCAGAUAUAGAAUGUCGCUAGCUAGCUGUUUCAUCCUUCGAGGGAUCAUCAGUGAUGCUUACGUCAAAAAUUGGCAAUCCAGCAGGGAAGUCAGGACAAAUGGAUUUAGACCAGUGUUGUAGUGUAAUGAAAUUAUAGGGGUGCGAGAGUACGUAUUGAUCCUAUUUUAUAUUUAAUGGCAUUACAAAGACAAUACUCGCAGAUAAUACAUGCAUGAUAUUAUGUUCAGAAAAUACAGGUUCUUUCAUCGAAACCAUUAGUUGAUCGAGGGUCUGCGACAAUUGUUUUGUAUUGAAACUUUUCCUUAUAUAUUUUUUAUAUAUUAGUAUUUAGACUUAUAUCAUCCCACUGCAAUGCAUUGAUAAUGCAAUAUGUUUUGUGAGAACAUAUCUCCGUUUGGACACGUGACCACUAUUAUCACAUUUUACCAAUGAGAUAUCGAAAAUAAUUCAUUCUAUAAAAGUUGUUUUUUCACUAGUGAAACUAUCACUUUUUUAUUUGACCAAUCAGAAAACUGCUUACAAACGACACUGGGGGAAAUUGAAAGCUUACUCGGUAUAUUUUGUUAUAAAAAUGUGAUAAACAGUAUGUCUACCAGUAUCUUCGGUAAUACCAAAUAUAUUACACUCGUGUGGCUAAUAUCUUGAUAAAUAACCAAACAUCAGCCCCAUUCGUGAAACAUAUUGGUAUAACUGAAGACACAGUUAUAUAUCCUCUAUGGCAUUCUGAUCUAUCAGAGUUUCUUCCCUUCGUUUCAUUCUGAUUUAUCAGAGAUUCUUCCCUUCGUUUCAUUCUGAUCUAUCAGAGUGACUUUCCUUCGUUUCACUUAAAACUGUUUUUUCAUAGUUACAAUGCUUCAAAAGCUGACAUUUUUCAAUGCGCAUAAUGUGUUUCACAGUGUUUAGCUACAAAAUGACACAAUGCUAUUGUUAUAAACUACAAAGAUAACUUGACUCCCACCUCAAGUAUACAUAUUUAUAUAUUGUAAUAUUAUACACGUUAUAACUAUAAUGUGCCUUGUAUGAGUGUGCAUGUUUGAACGUAAUUGAUGUUUAUCGUAAAUGGUGGUGUGGUCCUAUGACACGGAUUUGUAUUACAGACAAAGGGACACUAUAAGCGUGUUAGUAAUAUCAUUGCGUGUGAUGUGUAAUAUGUAAUGUGUAAUGUGAGCGCCAACAAUGAUGAGCCUGUUAUAAGUGAACGCAUUUAAACGUUCAACUGUGUUAACAUUUACCUGUGUUAGUACAUAGCGUGUGAACAUUUACCUGUAUUAGUACAUAUGUAGUGUGUGAACAUUUACCUGUGUUAGUAGUAAGUGAAUAUUUACACGAGUUAGCAUUGUGUGGAUAUUUACACGUGUUAGCAGUGUGUGAAUAUUUACACGUGCUAGUAGUAAGUGAAAUUUACAUGUUAGUAGUUUGUGAACGUUUACACGUAUUAAUAGUGUGUGAAUAUUUUCACGUGUUAGUAGUUUGUGAACAUUAACACGUGCUAUUAACCUUCAGACAUGAUGUUAAUGAACACAAAACACAGUUGUGUCGUCCUUCUAGGACUCGUAAGUGAUGUGAAUGACAUCUUACAGCUGUUUGGUUCUUCCAGGACUCGUCAAUGAUCAAUAUUAAUGACAUCAUACAGCUGUUUCGUCCUCUUAGGACUCGUCAUACAGUGAUGCUAGGGACACACAGCUAUUUCGCCCUACUAGGCCUCAUCAGUGAUGUUAAUGACAUCAUACAGCUGUUUCGUCCUUUAAGGAAUCGUCAGUGAUGUUAAAUACAUCAAACAGCUGUUGCGUCCUUUUAGGAAUCGUCAGUGAUGUUAGUGAUAUCAUACAUCUGUUUCGCCCUUCUACGAAUUAUCAUACAGUGAUGCUAGGGACAUUACAAAAAUGUUUCGCCCUUCUAGGACUCAUCAGUGAUGCGAUGGACAUCACAUAGCUGUUUCGUCCUUCUAUGACCCGUCAGUGAUGCUAGGAACAUCAUUCAGCUGUUUCGUCCUUCUAGGUAUCGUCAGUGAGGUUUUGACAUCACAGCUUUUUCGUCCUUCUAGGACUCGUCAGUGACACUAGGGACACCAGACAGCUGUUCCAUCCUUCUAUGACUCGUCAGUGAUGCUAGGGACACCAGACAGCUGUUUCGUCCUUCUAUUACUCGUCAGUGACAUCACAUGGCUGUGUCCACUCCAUAAACUGUGAUACUUUAUUCUUUAUAUCUUCUGAAACAAAAUAUCACUCCAUGGAGCAGACACUUUAUCAAUACAUUACGAUGUAACUAGAUAUCCAUUACAAUAUUGUCAGAACAGGCUUAAGAGAUAUAAAACAUUAUAUAUAUAUGCAAUUCAAUUAAGCAUUGAACUGUUUUUGUAUGGUAUUUAUGAUAUAUUUGAAUGCCAGAGCUUUGCAAGCAAACAACGAAAUGUGCGUGCGUUAGCACAUUAUGAUUUGUUUACUUGCAAAGCUCUGGCAUUCAAGUAGAUCAUAACUACCAUACAAAAACAGUUCAACGCUUAUAUUUACAUUCCUUUUACUGAAAAAAAAAUUUAAUGCUAUGAUUCAUAUUUAAAAUUCAUAAUUCCCGCCUUACCGACAGUCAGCAGAUUUUUGUCAGUCGUUGGAACAGCCAGAACAUAGUUGCGUGCUUUUUGGCAAGCAAGAUAGUACAUGGAAAAUUAAAAGAAAAAACUCAAUUUUGUUAAUCAUUUUAUUAUCAACGUAAUGCGCAAAUGGCAUAUUUUUAAUAACAAAUUAAUGUAGACAAAAUAAUUAGUCGUUAAACUGAAUUAUAAACAAUGUUUAUUGGAUAUUAUAGUUUCGGUUUGUGUUGUAAUAAUACACUGAUAAGAACGUACAUAAAUGCCAGAGCUCUCAAACAGACUAUAUAGUGACAAUGCCAGACAAAUGUAAAUAUCUAAAUUUAAAUUAUGAUUGUUAUACAAGUAUACAUAUAUACACAUAUGAAUGAUGUAUAAAUAAACCACAACUUGAAAUAUAGCUUAUAUUUUAAGUUACCUUCUGCCGGUUUGAUCAGUUCUUGCCAAACCCGAUAAGGGGAAAUUACUCCGUUAUCCUUGUCACAUAUUUUUUUUUUAUAUAAUUAUGACAAACUCUUAUUGUGUAACCUUUGUAUUGUUGAAUAUGAACUAUCCAAACUAAUGAUUAUCAUAUAAAGAAUAUUCCCUUGA